Messenger RNA from Phycomyces blakesleeanus NRRL 1555(-), 1871 nucleotides. RefSeq lists its product as hypothetical. The transcript is spliced from 5 exons. Gene Ontology annotation, molecular function: glutamine synthetase activity. The record is from RefSeq and is a predicted model, not a curated record. NCBI's taxonomy places the organism in Eukaryota, Fungi, Mucoromycota, Mucoromycetes, Mucorales, Phycomycetaceae. Bases 302 to 1696 code for a protein of 464 amino acids.
GUGUUUAUGUUAGGCAGCAUACUAUUCAAUGACAUUAUUUCUUAUUAAACACACACACAUAUAUAUAUAUAUAAAUAAAUAAAUAAAUAAAUACAAAUAUAUUUUAUAUUUUUUUUUUUUUUUUACUUUUAUAUUUUUCCUACUUCUUUCUUUCCUUCCUUCUUUCCUUUCUCUUCUUCUUUACUUGCUUAUUUUUAAAAUUUAUAUAUAAUAUAUAAUAUAUAAAAAAAUUUAACAAACUUUAUAAUUUCUCUCUUGUUACAACAGGCCCAAUCUAUCUAUUUAAAUAUUUAUAUAAAUUAUGUCUGUAAUCAAUCUUGAAACGAUAAAGACGCUACUUGAAAAUGACAAAAGAGUCAAGGUUGCUGCGAUUGAUAUUGACGGUGUGUUACGUGGCAAGGUGAUGCAAAAAAAGAAGUUCCUUCAAGUGGCCGAAGAAGGGUUUGGCUUUUGUUCGGUAAUCUUUGGGUGGGAUAUUCAAGACAACAUCUAUACCACAAAGGGAGAAUUUUCUGGGCAGGACAGUGAGUAUUCAGACCUGGUGGCCAAGAUUGAUUUGUCUUCAUACCGACGUAUCCCAUGGGAGGACAAUGUGCCAUUCUUUUUGGUCCAUCUACAUCACCCCACCACGCGUCAACCACUGUAUUGUUGUCCACGCACUGUACUCCAGACCGUAGUUGACGAUCUCCAAACUAAAUCCCUCACAGCCUAUUGCGGUGUCGAAUUUGAAUUCUUUUGUUUCAAAGAAACUACGGAGAGCUUGGAUACAAAGGGCCAUGCUAAUCUGGCCCCUCUGACACUGGGGAUGUGCGGCUACUCUCUGCUGCGUCCCAGCCAGAACCAGGACUUUUUUUACAAUGCAUACGACUGGCUGGAGAAGUUUGGGGUAGAGAUCGAGAGCUGGCACACGGAGACCGGACCGGGUGUAUUUGAGGCUGCGCUGUCCUAUUCGGAUGCACAACAGAUGGCCGACCGGGCCAGUCUGUUUAAGACGUCGAUGAAACAGAUCGCAAUGAAGCAUGGCUUUAUGGCGUCCUUUAUGGCCAAACCAUACCAGACCAUGCCCGGCUGUUCGGGACACAUGCAUUUCAGUCUCAAGGACCAGUAUGGCCGCAAUGUGUUUGCACCGGCCUCAAAGCAAGAAGAGAGCGGCGUUCCGGGAAUGAGCAAGACGAUGAUGUGGUUCUUGGCUGGUGUACUGCAUGGGCUGCCUAGUAUUCUGGCCAUCUUGGCUCCCACGAUCAACAGUUACAAACGUCUUGUUGAGAAUUAUUGGGCACCUGUUACUGUGUCGUGGGGUAUUGACAGUCGCCAUGUGGCUGUCCGAGCCAUCCUUCCUCCCACUGCUUCCCCACAAUCCACCCGUCUAGAGAUGCGUGUGGGUGGUGCGGAUAUUAACCCUCAACUGGCACUGGCUGCUGUGUUAAAGUGUGGUUAUUGGGGAAUCAAUACAAAGCAAGAACUGCCUGUCGAAUCAUCGGCUGAUAUCAAGAAGAACGGCAGCAAACCCGGUGCCCGUCUGGCGCGUACACUCCAGGAGGCCAUUGUGGCAAUGGAAGACAAGGGAUCCGUGGCCCGACGAGUGUUGGGGGAUCAGUUUGUGGACCAUUACACAAGCACAAGAAAGCAUGAAUGGAAUAUGUGGCAAAAUGCAGUGACAGAUUUUGAACUGAAAAGAUAUAUGGAAUUGGUUUAAAAAUAAAUUAAAUCUUUGUUCUCAUAAUUCACAAUAUAAAAUAAAAUAAAAUAAAAUAAAACAUUAUUUAUUUAUUUUUAUUAAGCCAAAUAAAUAAAUAAAUAAAUAAAUAAAUAAAUAAAUAAAUAAAUAAAAGAAAUAGAGAAAAGGAUGAGGUGAUGGUGGGGCAUAUAUG